Brassica oleracea var. oleracea is the source of this 1356-nucleotide messenger RNA. RefSeq names its product probable long-chain-alcohol O-fatty-acyltransferase 5. The record is from RefSeq and is a predicted model, not a curated record. Gene Ontology annotation, biological process: lipid metabolic process. The transcript is spliced from 2 exons. Bases 70 to 1356 code for a protein of 428 amino acids. Lineage: Eukaryota; Viridiplantae; Streptophyta; Magnoliopsida; Brassicales; Brassicaceae.
ACCAUUAAAAGCCAAGCUAAAACGUCUGUCUAGCCAGAAACUCAUCAGCACAAACAAAGAUCUGAGAGAAUGGAUGAAGAACUCAAAAGCUUAAUCAAAGUAUGGAUCUCCGCAAUAAUCUCCAUAUCGUAUUGUUACUACAUACCACCUAGAAUCAAAUCUGGUGUUCCACGGUUAUGCUCUCUUUGUCCUGUCCUUGCUUUGUUUCUUGUUCUUCCUCUGUGUUUCUCUUCUGUGCAUCUAUCUUUAAUAACAGCCUUUUUUCUCACAUGGCUCGCCAACUUCAAACUCAUCCUCUUCUCCUUUGACAAAGGUCCUCUAAUCCCACUUCCUCCAAGUCUCUCCCGUUUCAUCUGCUUUACUUGCUUUCCAAUCAAAGCUCAGCAAAACCCAAAAUCUCAAAACCACAUGCCCAAACUUGUGUUUGCUAUUAAAGUUGCCAUAUUUGGUGUGUUAUUACAUUUGUAUGGCUACAGAAAGAAUCUGUCUCCUGCUCUGCUACUGGCUCUCUAUUUUGUGCACCUCUACUUAGAAAUUGAGAUUAUUUUAUCAUUCAUCAAAAAUGUUGUUUGUAUCUUUCUUGGCUGUGACCUCGAACCACAGUCCAAUAAACCAUACUUAGCCACAUCUCUACAAGAUUUCUGGGGUCGUCGGUGGAACCUCAUGGUUCCAGCGAUUCUCAGACCCGCCGUUUACGCCCCAAUGCGGCGAGUGUCUGAACGCAGAAUGAGCUCAGGUUGGGCUUUGUUUCCGGGGAUUUUAGCGGCGUUCAUCGUCUCAGGAUUGGUUCAUGAGCUGCUCUUCUUCUAUUUAACACGUGAGAUGCCAACAUGGGAAGUUACAAUGUUCUUCGUGUUACAUGGCGUUUGCACUGCGGUGGAGUUGGCCGUGAAGAAGAAGACGACGGUGAUACAGCGGUGGCAGCUGAGUCCGGUUGUGUCGAGGCUGCUCACUGUCGGGUUCGUGAUUGUGACGGGUGGGUGGUUAUUUACACCUCAGCUUAUAAGAGCAUCAUUAUCCUAUAGACUCUUAAAGAUUCGAAUGAAACAAAGGCUCAAAGCUAUUGAAGAAGAUGUGUGGACUGCUGUUGAGUCAGGAUGGACGGAGCCAUGUGUCAAAACGAAGGAUGGGGAGUAUGCUCCAAAACCAAAGGAGCAGUGGACGGAAACUGAUAAGUUAGAAUCUAAGUUCAACUCCAAAGCCAUUUAUGAAAUCUUCAACGCAAUCAAUGCAGAACAGUUCAAACUUGUUCAAGGAUGCUCAUCAGCAAAGGACGCAUGGGAAACAAGAAUUGAUCAUCUAGUUGCUAUUAUGAGGGGACUUCAACUGUCAAAAGAAGAAGACUUGAUCAUCUAG